Molecule: messenger RNA, 2792 nt
Organism: Dreissena polymorpha
Lineage: Eukaryota; Metazoa; Mollusca; Bivalvia; Myida; Dreissenidae
Exons: 4
Coding region: 67-1416 (449 amino acids)
Source: RefSeq, a predicted model, not a curated record
UUGGCCGUCAACACAGCGGCCAUUUCGCCAUUGUUUACAUUAGAUGAACCGCAUCGUGAUAAGGUCAUGGAAGAAAAAGUACGGGAAAAUUUGUCAGACGUGUCGAUUUAUGUGAAAGGGUUAGACACUGAAGCCAGAUUGAGGUAUUUCUCUAAACUCAAGUACGAGAAUGGUCUGAAAUCACUUCAAGACCCUUACAAAAUCCCGAUUGAAAAAUGGAGCAGAGAUGUGACUAACUGGCCGAUUAUUGAGUUCGGACAGAUCUACAUGUACCUAAUUCUCAGCCCAGCCAUUUUCAACCCGACAUCAAUGCGAAACUACAAAAGUUUGGAGGCUUACAGGUAUGUGGAAAGCGGUCACGUGCAAGUGGUGUACUACUAUGAUGUCGCAGACAGCCCGUAUUGCUUCCUUCGUGCAGCUGUCACGCCAUCAAUGAGAACUCGAGAUGAACCCCACUUAGCCUGGGUUUGCCUGAAGAAGGAUUCUGGAGAUGUUUACUGCGCUCAUUUUAAUUGCAUGGCAGGAUUGGGAGAAACAUGCAGUCACGUUGCAGCGAUACUAUUCAAAAUGGAGAUUGCUGCGAGAUGGAAGUUUACGGAAAAGUCUUCAACAGAUGUGGGCAGAAUGUGGAAUCAGCAUUUCAAAGAACAGGUUGAUCCUGCUCCGGUAACCAACAUGCAGCAUCUGUUCGGAAACAGAAAGAAGACGGUUGCAUCAGUAACACCAUCCGGCAAGGACCCACUUCCAAGUGAAGAGAUACUGAUCGCAUUAUAUCAGGCUUGCCCCAACGCGUCCUUCUUCAACCUGAUUCCCGAGAUGUUCCCAGGGCAAAGGAAACCUCCACAAGCUAAAGAAGAUCCCCUGCCAUUUAUGCCAAUGAGCUUGUACAGAGAAGAGGGUAAAGAGAUGACACCAACUGAAGUCCUUAGGGCAGUGGACGACCUGAUUGCCAAUACCAAGGUAACUCAAGAACAGGUCAUCGCUCUAUACAACAAGACCAAGACCCAGAACAUUUCUCCACUUUGGUACAAUCACAGGAAGGGUCGUAUAACAGCCUCUAAAGCCCAUGAAGUAUUGACUUUGAGGGAGUCAACCUGCAGAGACAAUCUGGUCAUGCGGGUCAUUGGGUACAAGACUUACAACUUGAGCAACAAGGAGAGCAUCAAGUGGGGACUGGACAAUGAGAGCGUUGCAAGGGACCUGUACACCAAGCACCUCCAAAGUCAGCAUACCAACUUUGAUUGCGUGCAGUCGGGUUUUAUGGUGUAUGAGACAUGUCCCUUUUUUGGUGCUUCAGCGGAUGGAGUUAUCAGCUGUAGCUGUUGCGGAACAGGAACCCUAGAGAUCGUGUCCCUUCAAGCACCGUGGAGCCACAAUACAAGAAGCUGCAAUAUCAGACAAGGACUUUUGUAUUGAUGGAAACAUGCAGCUUAAAACUGGACACAAGUACUACACACAAGUGCAAUUCCAACUGUUCGUGUCUGAGGUACAAUUUUGUGACUUUGUCAUCAUGACACAGCCAGCCUCUGGAAACUCGAUGCUAAUUGUACGCAUUUUCAGGGACAAUGUGUUUAUUGACAAGCUUCAUAAAUGUUGUCAAGAUUUUCUGAAGAAUCACCUUGUGCCCGAGAUAUUGACUCAGUGCCUUAAAAACAAGGAAACAACUGCUAUUAAACACAAAGAGAGUGAUGUGCUUUGGUGCAUUUGUAAUGAACCUGAAUAUGGUAAGAUGAUAAUGUGCUCCAAUGAACAAUGCCUGAAGGGUUGGUACCAUUAUGGUUGUGUAAACAUUAAAAGAAAGCCCAGGGGCAAGUGGGUUUGUGCUCUGUGUAAAUAGUAACUUGAAUAAUGAAUAGUCGUGACAUAUAAGGCACAGAAGUUUAGUUAUGAUAUGAGUCUUGUUCUGCGAAAACUGGGCAUAAUGAUUGUGCGUAAAGUGUCGUCCCAGAUUAGCCUGUGCAAUCCGCACUCUUUCCGCUUUUAUGACAUUUUUCGUUUAAAUAAAGUCUCUUCUUAGCAAAAAUCCAAUUAAGACGGAAAGUGUCAUCCCUGAUUAGCCUGUGCAGACUGCACAGGCUAUUGUGGGACGACACUUUACGCACAUGCUAUGCCCAGUUUUCUCAUAACACGACUCAUAUAGUCAUGUAACUGAAUUGUUUCGUUACAUAAUUUACUCAAACUGUGAUAAGCCGUGGUCUGUACAUAUUUGUUUUGUUCUAUUUUUUUGUGUGAAAAUUGUGAUAAGCAGAAUAAAUCUGUCUGGUGUUUGUCAACCCUUUCAAUAUGAAUACCAUUUGACUUACAUUAUAUUAUUAACAGAUUUUGUUCAUUUAUUAAAUUAUUAAUUUAGAAUAAAUUAUGCUUUAUUCUUGUACUAGAAACAAGUUCCAACAUAAUUCUUAUACUAAUGUGCUUUAAAUCUGUUUUCAGUUCAAACAUAGGUUUAGUGAUCGGUAUACCUAUGCCCCGCAUUUAGCAGCAUUGCUAAUAUAACCCAUAUGACAUACAGUUUUCAAAAUAUUGUAUUUAUGUAUGCAUGAUAUUAGAUAAAGCUAUUUAUUAAAUGUAAAUUAUGAUGUGUAUAUGUGCUAUCAAACUGUUUGGAUAUUUCACCAUACAUUGUAUUAUCUACCUAUCGCUGUUUCAUCAAUGCAAUUACAUUAUACAUAUGUAGCGCACAUAAAGGCUAAGAAUUUAUUUUUAAAGGGACUUGUUUGCAAAUUGUUAUGCAGCCUUAUGUAUAAAAUUAUUACAAAAGACAGCUAACAUUUGCAUAAACAGCUUAAUUUAGC